AUGAUUUAUAAUAUUGCUGAUGAAACACCAACUGGUUCAUUAAUUGGUAAUAUAGCAGAAAGUUUAUCAUUCACUUCCAUAAGAAACUAUACACACUUAUUCAUUACAUCAAUGAAAUUUCAAUAUAUAAAUGAUUAUAUCAAAAUUACAUCCAAUGGUGAUAUCAUUACAUUACGUCAUAUAGAUCGUGAUAAUACAAAUGAUAUAUGUGGUCCAUUAAAUUGUUGUCCAUUAAUCAUAUGUCAAAUUGAAGCGAAUAUCAUUUUAACUAAACAAUGGAAUACUCAUUGGAAACAUAACUUGAAUCAAGUGAAUCAUUCAUUCAUGAAAAAUCAUCGUAUUCCUGAUGAUGAUGAUGACGAAGAACAGUUGAGACGGAACUCGAUAAAAUUGAAUGAAUCUAAUGAACAACAAACGAUGGUACAUUUAUAUAUACGAAUUAAUGAUGCAAAUGAUAAUCCACCACGUUUUUUUAUGUCAACGAAUAUGAUGAAAUAUGAUUCAUUAAAUGGUUCUCAACAAUUAUUGAAUAGACCAUUUAUUAUUUAUAUACGUGAAGGAGAUACAAGUGGAUUUGAAGGUUUACCUAUUGCUUCAGAUGCAGAUUCUGAACUAAAUGGUAUAGUGACGUAUCAACUCACUGAACAUACAAAUAAUGGAGAUCUUGUGAAAGAACCUCGAUUAAAUAUUACUAUGACAUAUGAUCAUAUCCAUUCAAUCAAUCCAAAAUUAAUACUUCUUCGAUCAUUAGAUUAUGAACAUAUAGAUGAUCGUGAAAUCUAUGCUACAUUCUAUGCAAUUGAUGGAGGUGAUCCACCUUUAACUGGUUCAUUAUCAAUUAUAGUUCGUUUAUUAGAUAUGAAUGAUAAUCCCCCUAUGAUUGAACAAUCUACAAAGGCAGAACAAUACAUUAUAUUACCAGAGAAUACAACAUUAGAUAAUAAACCAUUCUAUAUAGUGAAUGCAACAGAUGCUGAUUCUGGUGAGAAUAGUCGUUUAAUCUAUUCAUUUAGUCCAUUAGCAAAUAGUCUGAUUCCAAUGAAAUUUCAUAUUGACUCAAUCAAUGGUGCGAUUACAAUACGUGAACCACUAGAUUAUGAAGUAUAUUCUGAACGUCAAUUCUUGUUGCCAAUUAUUGUCAAGGAUUCUGGUAGUCCGCCAUUAUCCAGUACUACAUCAAUUUCUAUUCAAAUUAAAGAUAUUAGUGAUAAUAUACCAACAUUAAUGAUACAAGAGAAUAUUACGAUACCAGAAGGACAUAUAUUUACAAAACCAAUUAUACGAUUUUAUAUUAAAGAUGAAGAUGAAGUAUCUCAUGGGAAAGUAAGUUAA
Molecule: messenger RNA, 1332 nt
Organism: Schistosoma guineensis
Lineage: Eukaryota; Metazoa; Platyhelminthes; Trematoda; Strigeidida; Schistosomatidae
Source: the annotation of a GenBank genome assembly